GCCAUACCCAAAAUUCUGAUCUUUUAAUCUCGAUCAGCCACAAUUAAAACAAAUAUUGCCGUACAAGUCGUCUAUCCCUUUGCAUAAAAACAUAUGGCUUUGCUAUAAAAAUGAUGACGGGAAAACACUGACCCAUUAAUAGCCUGCGGACUGAUUUAUACUUUAUUGUUCUGCUGCCCGGCCAUGUGACGCGAGGCAGCCAAUGGGCUGACAGGCAGCCUUCAACUUAUUAGGUGACUGUACUUCUUCGUGAGGACCAAGUUGUUACAUGAAAUCUGCAGUUUCAUAAUUUCGCCAGGUCUUGCCUCUCCUUUUUUUGCACUGGGGCUGGGGCUGGGGCUUGGCUUGGAUGGCUAUGUCUUCUUCGGGGACGCUCAGCAACUACUACGUGGACUCUUUCCUCAUCCACGACAGCGAGGAGCUGGUGCAGUCCCGCUAUGGCUCGGCUUCUCUAGGUCAGCCGGCCAGGCAGGCGACCCUUGGAGACCACCCCGAGUUCACCCCGUGCAGCUUUCAGUCGAAAACCUCCGUCUUCAGCACUUCCUGGAACGCCGUGCACCCGCCGAGCGCUAACAAUGUGCCCACCGUGUACCACCCGUACGUGCAUCACCAGGCACCAAUGGCAGCGCCCGACGGCAGGUACAUGCGCUCGUGGCUGGAGCCCAUGCCGGGCUCCUUGUCUUUCCCGGGCUUGCCGGCCAGCAGGCAUUACGGCAUUAAACCUGAACCGCUCACGGCCAGGAGGGGUGACUGUACCACCUUUGACACGCACGCUCUCUCUCUGACUGACUAUGCUUGUGGUUCUCCUCCAGCUGAUAGGGAUAAGCAAGGCAACGACGGCGCGUUCUCGGAAAACAAUGGCGAGAGCGAGGCGAACGGAGACAAGCCCCAGAUCGACCCAAACAACCCGGCCGCGAACUGGUUGCACGCGAGAUCCACUCGGAAAAAACGGUGCCCUUACACCAAGCACCAGACGCUGGAGCUGGAGAAGGAGUUUUUGUUCAACAUGUAUCUCACCAGGGACCGACGGUACGAAGUGGCCCGGCUCCUGAAUUUAACCGAGAGACAAGUGAAAAUCUGGUUUCAGAACCGGAGGAUGAAAAUGAAGAAAAUCAACAAAGACCGAGCGAAGGAUGAAUGAUGCUCGGCUUCCAGGUUUAAUCACGUUUCAAACAGCAAAAAUCUCCCCUUCCAGCGCAACGCAACACAAUCCUCCCCUCUUCUGUUCCCAGCAUACCCCGAGACUGUGUCCAGGCCUCCUGUGUUGUUGUCGUUAUUAUUAUUAUUAUUAAUAUUAUUUGGGGUUUCCCACCCCGUGGGGUUGUUGCUGUUGUUUUGUCCUUGGCCAAUUCAGCUCUUGAAUGUAUCUCGCCAGCGUGCAGGGAGAUAUGGCUGUGCCCCGGUGCUAUUAUGGAGGUACCCAGAUUUAUCAUUUUCUAAUCAUAGGAAAGGAAAGGGGGGCAUUAAACUCGGAAGGCUGAUCUGUUGGCUUGUCUAAAUCUACCUGUCCUUCACGAAAGAAAGAAAGAAAAAAAGAAAGAAAGAAACUACCUUUUUAAUGCACAAUUCUUUACAGACUGUAUAGGUUAGUCGACGUAGUUAAUUUUAUUUGCUCUUUGCGCGGCAGAGAGAGGUCUGCUCUAAUACUUGAACACUGUGUUUUAUUGUGGUAAUUAUAUUUGUGACUCAAUUUUUUGUGCUUGGGUGCUGUACCAGAUGUGAUUGUGUAAGCUAGGAUUCAAUUUGAACUCAGGUUGUUUAUUAUAAAGGUUGCAUAGAGUAUAGCUCGGUAGUGUAAGGAGUCCUUUUUUUCUGUAUCAUUAUUAGACAAUGAACCUUGGAUUGUACCGGGGGGAAACCAAUUCGUUCGCUCUCUUUCUAUCCCAGCUUUUAAACACAAAAGUGGGGGACAUGAUCUGGGAUAGCCAAGGACUUGUGGACCUCCCAGUUCUUUUGAAGCAAGUAAUUUUCGUAUGCACACUUGAUCGAUCGAUCUAUCUAUAUAUAUAUAGUACAGUCUUCGUCAGUUGUAUAUAUCAUAAUCUAUAUAUUAAAGAAAGAAACCCUUAAUAAUCAGGCUAGCUUGAAUCUUGUUUUUGCACCCGUGAGCAAUUUUCAGAUAACGGAGCUAUACCUAUAUGUGAAAAAGAAGGUAACUACCUAUGGUUUACGUUUUGAGUUUAAUCGAAUUUAAUUGAUUCUUAUUGUAAUGAAGUUUAAUUUUAUUGAUAAUAAAUUAUACACUCUAAAAAAACCUA
Molecule: messenger RNA, 2258 nt
Organism: Podarcis raffonei (Aeolian wall lizard)
Lineage: Eukaryota; Metazoa; Chordata; Lepidosauria; Squamata; Lacertidae
Gene: HOXA9
Product: homeobox A9
Exons: 2
Coding region: 350-1141 (263 amino acids)
Biological process (GO): anterior/posterior pattern specification; proximal/distal pattern formation; DNA-templated transcription
Cellular component (GO): nucleus
Molecular function (GO): DNA-binding transcription factor activity, RNA polymerase II-specific; RNA polymerase II cis-regulatory region sequence-specific DNA binding
Source: RefSeq, a predicted model, not a curated record